GUCCGACCCGUACCUUCUCGAAACCCGGGAUAUCAACUAUUAGUCUGUAUUCAAGUUUCUUCUCUUUGCUGAGAACUUCCUUAAUUGUUUUCUUUUUUUCUUAUUUCCCAACAGGAGACAUGGAAUUAUAAUCGUCUGCAGAUCCAAAGGGGUUCGUAGGCACUUUCGGUUAAUCGGUGACAUUUAUCUAAUCUAUUGAGUAAUGCAAAAAGUCCGCAUGCAAAGUAUGGAGAGAGAGACCCUUAUAAGGUAGCACAAAUCUUCAUUUGGAAAAUCCGAUUUGCGGCUUACUAUGUACCUGGCAUGCCGUGAGCUGGUCAUUGGAGAUAACAACAACUGACGAGUCUCUCUAUUCUCGCGGUUUUGCUGCUCAUUUCCCGUCUCCUUGCAAACUCCCUCGUACCAGAGUUAUUCUAGAACUUUGUUUGAUGGGGCAAGUUCAUAGCCACACAUAGAUGUCGGUAAUAGGAAAACGAUGCAUUACUAGAUAAUGUUACUACUUUCAUUGUAUGUACUACUAACUAUAAACAUUCUUUGUUCCUUUUCUUUUGCUCGACGAUCUCGCUUAUUAGGAGACGAAUUUGUAUCGAUACCUCAAUGGAAGACACUAUCUGGUCGCAUAUUUUUCGCUUACAGGUGAAAAAGAAUACCGUUUUCUCAAAGGACGUAUGCUUGACGCAUACUGAGGGUCUUGCGAUGCAAUUGGUUUCUCUUUGUUCGUAGUUUCUUUGUCUUUGUCGCAGAGUUGCCCCCUUGAGGGGAUAUAAAAAACAAGAAUGUCAGUCUUUUAAGAGCAUUGAUAGUGUCCAUGCUACUUAAUGUACGCGGCCACAACAUUGAACUUUUUCCUUCGCGAGAAUUGACGCGGGGAAAAGGUCAAAUUAAAGCUGGUUGGAUAUCUUUAAAAGACGGAAAAAUUCCAUACUUUCCAUGGGUCAAAAAAUGGCUAGUUCUAUCUCACAAUUCACUUAGUAUAUACCGAAGGGAGAGCUCUUCAGAACCCCAGAUUCUAAUUCUGCUAAAGGAUAUUGAGGGUGUAAGCCGCUUACCAAGUCGUCCUUAUGGCUUUCUGUUAAAUUAUAUCGUUCAUGAAAAAGAAGCACGUCGAAGAAAUCUGGAAAUUUCAUUGAGCACACAAGUUGACUUUUGUUCGUGGAUGGACGAAAUUACUCAGCGUUAUCAAGCAAAUAAAGUGUCAAGUCCUAUGAAUGUGAAACAUAAGGUCCAUGUUGUCGUUGAUAACACCGGCCAUUUCUCAGGGCUACCCAAUGAAUGGGUAAAACUGUUAAUGAGCAGUACAUUGACGAGAGAAGAUUGCAUGAAUGACUCGCAAGCUGUGUACCAAGCUCUUGACUUUUAUAGCAAGCGCAUUCUCGGAGACGGUAAGACGAAUUCUGGGGAAACAAAGAAUCAUGAAGGGACGAACGGAUAUCAUAUGGAUCAUGCUGCUGCUGGCGGUCGCAGUGGUCCAUUACACGUUUCCUCAAGUUUCUCUGUUCGUCCCAAAGAAGCAAGUCCAUCCCUACCGUUCCAGGAUGUCUUACGUCGCAGUAUUUCGGUAAAGCAACCGGGGCAGGAAAGGUCAUAUGUUUCUAAAAAGACACAACUUGGAUUGGGUGCUGUUGCUCAAUCAUCGUAUGGGCAAAUAAAUGCUUCUUCUGCAACCACUUUCUCUACAGCUGAAGAAAAGAAGCUUCCCUUGUCAAACCAGCAGGCCAUGUCUAUGCUUGUAUCAUUUGUGACGAAUAAAGAUCCACGAAGCUGUCUGGAUGUUAGUAAAAAAAUUGGACAAGGAGCCUCAGGUGCAGUCUACGUGGCGCGAGUGCUCGAAAAGCGUUAUGGACCACACGAGAAGGUUGCUAUUAAAAGCAUCGACAUGAAUAAUCAAAACAGGAAAGAGCUUAUUAUCAACGAGCUUACUGUGAUGAAGGAGUCUAAUCACCCCAACAUUGUGAAUUUCUUGGAUGCAUUCUUAGUCAAGCAACGGUAUCUGUGGGUAGUGAUGGAAUUUAUGUCUGCUGGAUCAUUGACGGACGUGAUUGAACGUCACAAGCUUACUGAGCGACAAAUCGCUAGAAUAUGCCUGGAGACAUGUACUGGCAUCCAGCAUUUACACUCUCGGAACAUCAUUCAUCGCGACAUCAAAAGCGACAAUGUUCUUCUGGAUGUGGAAGGUCACAUUAAAAUAACUGACUUUGGAUUCUGUGCACGCUUGACAAAUCACAUGAACAAGCGUGUAACAAUGGUUGGAACGCCGUAUUGGAUGGCUCCAGAAGUAAUUAAACAACAACGCUACGGGCCAAAGGUUGAUAUUUGGAGCCUGGGAAUUAUGACUAUUGAAAUGAUUGAAAAUGAACCGCCUUACCUGAAAGAAGACCCCAUUAAAGCAUUGUAUUUAAUCGCCAAAAUUGGCACACCUACUCUUCGACAACCUGAGUUGUUGUCACCUGAAUUACGAUCAUUCCUCUCAGCAAGUUUGACAAUCAGUGUAAUUUCUCGGGCGACUGCCGCUGAGCUACUUACGCACGAGUUUUUGAAAAAAGCAUGCACGACUGACGAAUUGAAACAUUUAGUACUCAGAACUCAAGCUAUUAAAGGAAAACGUUAAAUUUGUUAUGAUGUUACGAAAUUUUUAUUAUGAUUAGCUAAAAUUACGGUUUUGAAGGUGUCUAAGCUUCUAAGAUAACGAUUUUGUUUUCUUUUUUUUUUUACUGUGCUGUGCUGGCGUGGGCUUUCCCUUUUUCCACCAAG
Messenger RNA from Schizosaccharomyces japonicus yFS275, 2751 nucleotides. RefSeq names its product STE/STE20/PAKA protein kinase Shk2. The coding region runs from base 809 to 2608 and encodes 599 amino acids. Gene Ontology annotation, cellular component: membrane; cytosol. Gene Ontology annotation, molecular function: protein kinase activity; protein serine kinase activity; nucleotide binding. The transcript has 3 exons. Gene Ontology annotation, biological process: regulation of cell integrity MAPK cascade; cytogamy; positive regulation of conjugation with cellular fusion. The record is from RefSeq and is a predicted model, not a curated record. Lineage: Eukaryota; Fungi; Ascomycota; Schizosaccharomycetes; Schizosaccharomycetales; Schizosaccharomycetaceae.